Cydia pomonella (codling moth) is the source of this 1783-nucleotide messenger RNA. Its product is annotated as zinc finger protein 271-like. Lineage: Eukaryota; Metazoa; Arthropoda; Insecta; Lepidoptera; Tortricidae. The transcript has a single exon. Gene Ontology annotation, cellular component: nucleus. Gene Ontology annotation, molecular function: RNA polymerase II transcription regulatory region sequence-specific DNA binding; DNA-binding transcription factor activity, RNA polymerase II-specific. Gene Ontology annotation, biological process: regulation of transcription by RNA polymerase II. The record is from RefSeq and is a predicted model, not a curated record. Bases 868 to 1782 code for a protein of 304 amino acids.
GGUACACACGGCAACUUGGUGCGCCAUCUGAGAGUUCACAGUGGGGGGAAGGCAUUCGCUUGCGAGCACUGUAGCAUAUGGUAAAUAUCACAGAUGUCAUGUCACCAACUAUUGGAGGUGGGCUAGAAUGUGGUUCCACAGUGAGAGACACAUUGUAACCUCCAUACUGACAAAAAACUUUCAAUCUCGAGCAAGCAAGCUCGUUGCGUUCCACAGAAACCUUUCCCGUGCGUACACUCAAACAAAACUAACCCAGAUAUGAAUAAGAGUAAGAAAUUUAAGAAGUUAAGUAAUUCUUAAAUCUCUUACUCGUUACAAAGGGACCGGUCUGAAUACCCGCGCCAGGCAUCUCAGCCCAGCACACGCUGAGACUGGAACCCUUUGCCCAAUAUUUCUACUUUGUUGAUCUGUACCACUGUACACAUUAAUUUCUUUUUUCUUCUUUAUUAUGUAUUUUUAUAUUUUGUUUUCUAUUGCACCUGUAUUUAAUAUGUGACCAUAAAAAAAAUCAUAUUCUCAUUCUAAAAUAUUAUCGUGGCUAUAUUUAGCUACAAAAGCCCGUUUUAAACAUAGUCUGACCUCGUUAAUAGGUUUGACCCGAAACACAAUCAUUGAUCAAACCAUGUCUAUGCUUCUUCAUUCAAAGAUAUCAAAGUUAUUUUUCCUUUCAGGUUCACACAAAAGUCUGUGCUAAUCAAGCACGUUCGUAUCCACACAGGAGAGACUCCAUAUUCCUGCAACAUCUGCAACAAACAGUUCUCCCGCAGCUUCACUCUUGCUUGCCAUCGUCGCGUCCACGGAGACAUUAAGGAAGAACCCCCUAAGGAAGCACAAAUACCACCACCUCCAGAAAAAUGGACUUGUGAUAUGUGCCAUAAAACGUUUAAAAAUAAAUCUUAUAAACAUGCACACAUGCUAUUACAUAUAAGAACGAAAGAAUUCAAAUGUCAUGUUUGUGAAAAAAAGUUUACAAGUGAAAGUAGUUUAGAAAAACAUCUUACAGUACACAACCAAGUUAAGUGUAGUGUUUGUGAGAAAGAGUUAAAAACUCAAGCUAAUUUAGCGAGGCAUAUGUUAGUGCAUACAGGUGAACGACCGUUUCCUUGUAGUUUUUGUAGUAGAAGAUUUACGCAAAAGUCGGUAUUGAUUAAACAUGAGAGGAUACACACGGGUGAGAUGCCGUACGAAUGUGAAAUGUGUUUGAAGAAAUUUUCUAGAAGUUUUACUUUGGAGAAUCAUUUGAAGCGAAUUCACAGAAAAGAAAAGGUAGAGAAUAUUAAAAAUGGGAUGACAUCGUCUAAGAAAAAAAAAUCUGACCCUAAAAAAGAGAAUUCUGAAAGUGAAAAGGAAAAGUCUCCAGCUGAGACGCCGGAGUGCGAUAUGAAGCGAUUUUGGUGUGUAAACUGUGAUAAUUUGUACAAUAAUAAAGAAUUCUAUAUACAUGAAUGUGCACAAAUAAAUAAAUUUGAAAUUAAUGACGUCUGUGGGAAUAAUGUGCCAGAAAUUGAUUAUAGCGAUCACGAAGAUAAUGAAAGCAGUCAAAGUCCAUUUUUAGAUGUAAAAGAAGAAGUCACAAUAAAACAGACAGGACCCGAUAAUAUAAAUGAUCAAUUCAAACAUGAAAUAUUUUUUGAUACUUUACCAACAAACAUUGCCGAUAUAGAAGCAAACAAUUCAACAAUAAAUACCGAUACAGAUAUUUUGAUAGAUAACGAAAAGAAAUACCAACCUAUAGAAAGCAAUGAAAAAAAAGCAAAAGUUCGCAAAAAAAUGGACAUGUAAG